AUGGCAAGUCCUGAUCAAAUUGCCGCUCAGAUACUGAGCACAAAGUCCCUUUCCGUCUCCCAACCAUGGCUCAAUGACUUCCUAUCAUCAACCAGCACAACACAGCGCAACGUGCCACCGUCCGCACUCGCAAAGACGGCCAUAUUCCGCCUCCUAGCAUCUGAUAUCAAAGAAUCGCUUUCAAAACACAGAUCCUGCACAUUACCAGUCGAUGUCUGCCGUCCAAACGUCCAAGAGCGCCGUCUACAAGGCUCAAUCCCAGUGCAAGUGCUCGACAUCGAAGACAUCGGGACAAGUCUAUGGAGUCAGAUCGAAGCUAUCGAGCGUGUUGAGCGCGGCGAGGCCAUCCGUGGCCGGGAAAUCGUGCGCACUAUAGCUGUAGGCGAGGACCCCGAGGCGUCGUCGGAGAACAAUCGCGCAAGUACCGCGACGGGCACUGCGAGCGUGUCUGGGAACAGUGGGUAUGGGCCGCACCGCUUGAUUCUUCAGGAUGCAGCGGGGACUCUGGUUGUUGGUGUGGAAAUGCAACGGGUUGAGGGGAUUACGUUGGAGAAACUCGCUAUUGGGGCGAAGCUACUGCUUCAGAAUCCGACGGUUGCGAGAGGUAUGGUGCUGCUUACGCCUAGGUCUGCUACACUGCUUGGGGGUAAGAUUGAGGCGUUGGAUAAAGUGUGGAGAGAUGGUAGGAAGGCUAGGUUGCUGGAGAAGACUGCAAGCGCUGGAGAUUGA
This is a messenger RNA of Penicillium bovifimosum, 729 nucleotides long. Its product is annotated as OB fold domain-containing protein. Bases 1 to 729 code for a protein of 242 amino acids. Lineage: Eukaryota; Fungi; Ascomycota; Eurotiomycetes; Eurotiales; Aspergillaceae. Gene Ontology annotation, cellular component: nuclear body; RecQ family helicase-topoisomerase III complex. The transcript has a single exon. Gene Ontology annotation, biological process: double-strand break repair via homologous recombination; resolution of meiotic recombination intermediates. The record is from RefSeq and is a predicted model, not a curated record.